Molecule: messenger RNA, 1086 nt
Organism: Pelobates cultripes (western spadefoot toad)
Lineage: Eukaryota; Metazoa; Chordata; Amphibia; Anura; Pelobatidae
Source: the annotation of a GenBank genome assembly
CUCUGUCACCGGAUCAGGGUGCAGCAGGUAUCACAUACUGGAUUCACUCUGCUCCACAGCUCUGUCACUGGAUCAAGGUGCAGCAGGUAUCGCAUACCGGAUUCACUCUGCUCCACAGCUCUGUCACCGGAUAAGGGUGCAGCAGGUAUCACAUACUGGAUUCACUCUGCACAGCUCUGUCACCGGAUCAGGGUGCAGCAGGUAUCACAUACUGGAUUCACUCUGCUCCACAGCUCUGUCACUGGAUCCAGGUGCAGCAGGUAUCACAUACUGGAUUCACUCUGCUCCACACCUCCGUCACUGGAUUCAGGUGCAGCAGGUAUCACAUACUGGAUUCACUCUGCUCCACAGCUUUGUCACUGGAUCAAGGUGCAGCUUGCAGCUCACACUGGAGUCACUGUGCUCCACAGCUCUGUCACUGGAUCAAGGUGGAGCAGGUAUCACAUACUGGAUUCACCCUGCUCCACAGCUCUGUCACCAGAUCAGGGUGCAGCAGGUAUCACCUACUGGAUUCACUCUGCUCCACAGCUCUGUCACUGGAUCCAGGUGCAGCAGGUAUCGCAUACCGGAUUCACUCUGCUCCACAGCUCUGUCACCGGAUAAGGGUGCAGCAGGUAUCACAUACUGGAUUCACUCUGUUGCACAGCUCUGUCACCGGAUCAGGGUGCAGCAGGUAUCACAAACUGGAUUCACUCUGCUCCACAGCUCUGUCACUGGAUCCAGGUGCAGCAGGUAUCGCAUACUGGAUUCACUCUGCUCCACAGCUCUGUCACCGGAUCAGGGUGCAGCAGGUAUCACAUACUGGAUUCACUCUGCUCCACAGCUCUGUCACCGGAUCAGGGUGCAGCUGGUAUCACAUAUUGGAUUCACUCUGCUCCACAGCUCCGUCACUGGAUUCAGGUGCAGCAGGUAUCACAUACUGGAUUCACUCUGCUCCACAGCUCUGUCACUGGAUCAGGGUGCAGCAGGUAUCACAUACUGGAUUCACUCUGCUCCACAGCUCUGUCACCGGAUCAGGGUGCAGCAGGUAUCGCAUACUGGAUUCACUCUGCUCCACAGCUCUGUCACUGGAUCCAGGUGCAGCAG